AUGUCUCUCGUCCACAACAUGUUGUUGGGUCGUCACAGCAACAUCUUCGAUGCACUCCGUGGCUUUCCCUCGGAUGACUCCGGCGCAGACGACAUCCACAUGGACUGGAAGGAGACCCCGGAGGCGCAUGUCUUCAAGGCCGACCUCCCGGGGGUCAGAAAGGGGGACGUGAAGGUGGAGGUGGAGAACGGCAGGGUCCUCUCCAUAAGCGGCGAGCGAAGCGGGGAUCCGAUCGAUGACAAGGAGAAGUGCGAGUGGCACUGCUCGGAGAGGAGCCGCGGCAGGUUCUACAGGCGGUUCCGGCUGCCGGAGGAUGCGAAGGCCGAUGAGAUGAAGGCCUCCAUCGAGAACGGGGUGCUCACCUUGAUAGUGCCCAAGCGGCAGAUGAAGAAGCCCGAGGUAAGGUCCGUUGAGAUCACAGGCGGAGCAGCGAGCAAGAAGAGGGGCAAAGAGAAGGACGUCGUUUGCUGCAGCUUUUGGCCUCUCUGAUUUGGGUGCAACUGUUGCCUUGGAAGCUCUCGUUCAGCAGUAGUUUUUGCCAAGUACUUCGAGUGACUUUUGUGGUGUCAUUUGCACGUAAAUAUUGGUUUGUGCAUGGUGAGAAUGUACAAAAGUGCUUUUGGAAUUACAAAUCUUAACGUGUUCUACGUA
Molecule: messenger RNA, 651 nt
Organism: Musa acuminata AAA Group (dessert banana)
Lineage: Eukaryota; Viridiplantae; Streptophyta; Magnoliopsida; Zingiberales; Musaceae
Product: 18.1 kDa class I heat shock protein
Exons: 1
Coding region: 1-489 (162 amino acids)
Biological process (GO): response to heat; protein folding; response to hydrogen peroxide
Source: RefSeq, a predicted model, not a curated record